AAAAAAGAGGAACUAGCAACAAGUACAGGAAGUGCUUCUGUAUCCCUUCCACUAUUAAAAGAUCUUAAACAGGAGUUUACCAGCUGCUAAUUAUCAUAAUACCAAACAAGAUGGAUGAGGACAUACUAAAUGAAGGUAGCAAUUUAACAACCCAAACCGAGUCACAAGUCAUGAACGGGAGUAGGGAUUCAGACCUAUUCGUAUUUGAAGAUUACAACCAGCGCAUUGCUAUAGCCACCAUCCUUUGUAUCGUCUUUUUGGUUGGAUCCAUCGGCAACACUCUUGUCAUCACUGCCGUCAUUCUUUCACGUAAACUCCGUUCAUCCACCAACUGGUUCGUCGUCAACCUGGGCUGCUCAGACCUUCUAACAUGCCUCUCUUUACCUUUUAAUGUUGUCGCCAUGCUAAGCCGUGACGGUUGGCCUCUUCCUGGUUGGAUCUGUGCCGUCAAUUCUGCGGUGAUUCUGAUAUGUCUAGGAGCUAGUGUCAUGACGUUGUUUCUCAUUGCCUAUAAUCGCUGGUACAUGCUGACUAAGUUAAGGGGAAACUUCCAGAAACUCUACACAACUCGAAACAUCUGCUUGAUGGUACUCAGUGCUUGGGUUUACCCUGCUCUCUUGGUCCUGGUGCCUCACUUUGCAGGGUUGGGUCGACUGGGAUAUUCUUACAACUAUAAAGCAUGCUCACAGGAUACAACACUUCCUAACUCGGACCUAUAUAGCCUGAUAGCAGGGGCGGGUUUAAUUAUUCCUGUAUUCUUUGCCAUAGUUGUGGUUUACAUUCGGAUCUAUCUCUUCGUUACCAAACAAAGUAAAAAGAUGGACCAGCUCAAAAAUGCAGGCAUACCCGGGUCUCAGAAUGUUCAAAUAGAAAUAAGCUCAUCAGAAGUUUCCUCGGCUGCACAGAGCAACCUCUCAUCCUGCAAUGCAACCAAACAAAGCUGUUCGACAUUGAACACGGACAUAUCACAAUCAACAGAGAAAGGCCUGGAUGAAUCAACUGAGGGUGACAUAGCUACAGCCAACGUAGACAAUUUUCAAAAUAAGUCAUCUCCUGAAAUUCCUGGAGUUCUUUCAAAGCGGUCUCCUGAAGAACCGAAAAUCAAUCAGAAGCAUCGACGACUCUUUAAGCGAAAAGCACAUGAAAACAAGAUACAGCCACAACUGAACAAGAUCAAUGUCACGGUAACGAAAAGACUUGCCAUUGUUGUUUUAGCCUUCUUCAUUUGCCUCCUCCCGUUCGGUGUAAGCGUUGUUGUUCCUCCAAGCGAUCCUGGUGUCCCUUGGACCGGUUUGAUGCUGACACUUAAUAGUUGCGUCAACCCUUUGAUUUACGCCAGAACAAUGCCAGAGUUCCGCAAGGUAAUGCUGGCUAUCAUUCGUUGUCGCCUUAAGGACGUUCCACAGUUAUGUUUGUGCGCAUUAUGUUCUGCGCAUAGUUUACACUCUGCGCGCUGACGUCACAAUGGAUGAACAGGUGAUUAACUAGCUGCGGGUAUGAGCUGAUUUUUCUUAUCUUCUGCACUUUAACUGCAGAUCCGAUGCGUUAUUUCAUGAAGCUAAAACAUGGAAUUAUUCCAUGGACCAUUAAAAAAAAUUCUUUACAAUUUCAAAAUACUUUACUCUGCAGUACUGCCAAGAAUCACGAAUAUUAUCCCGAGUUUGAAUAAAUGGUAAAGUGGUUUUGAUUUUUUCUUUACAUAGAUACAAAGCAUUCGGCGCAUUUUUGGUGUUUGAAAAGCACAUUUGCUCUAAUAAAAUUGCUGAUAGUUUAAAAACAAGCACAUGAACCCCUAUUUUUUAAUGUUUGUACCUCUUAGGUAUACCCUUUUCUACAACUCUGCAAAUUUUGGUAAAAAUGACAUGGAUUUUGAAUAAAGUGCAGCAUUUAUUGUACUUUUGUAGUUUGUUACUGAAAUUUCACAUUUUUUUAGAUUGGGAUUUUGUUAUCUUUUACGCCAUUUUUAAGAAUUCACAUUGCUGUUAGACUUAAAAUUGCAAACAAAUAGCACUAUAAAUUAAUUCUCCAUUCUGACGAUACAAUUAUCAACUCACUUGCGAAAUUUGAUGACUUUUUCAUGUAUUUUGACUGAGUAAUAGAGGUUUAAACUCAUUGUAGUAAUCUUGGGCGGUCUAAAAAUGCCAAAUUCUUUUGAAUGCGCAAUUCUUAAGAACAUUAAUUUGGUUGAACUUUGAAGCUCUAUAGCAAAAAAUCAAGCACAUGGACCUAUGUUCAUUUUUGCAUAUUUCGAACAUUAAGGUUCUAAAGUAUCUAUGUGCAAAGUUUGGUGAAAAUGACAUGGAUUUCACUUUAACUGUGGAACGUCCUUAAAGACAUACCCGAUCAAAUUGCAUGUUUGCGUCGAUUUCGUUAACAUGGUUAUGUCGUGGUAUAGCAUGACUGAUGUCAUCUCGAGAAACGAACGUUAUAGACACCCGAUCGGUUGCUUAAGUGCGUCGCUUUGUAGCCUUGGGGUCGCUCCCCCCCC
This is a messenger RNA of Lytechinus pictus (painted urchin), 2488 nucleotides long. RefSeq names its product 5-hydroxytryptamine receptor-like. Gene Ontology annotation, biological process: G protein-coupled receptor signaling pathway. Gene Ontology annotation, molecular function: G protein-coupled receptor activity. Gene Ontology annotation, cellular component: membrane. NCBI's taxonomy places the organism in Eukaryota, Metazoa, Echinodermata, Echinoidea, Temnopleuroida, Toxopneustidae. The transcript is spliced from 2 exons. The coding region runs from base 111 to 1457 and encodes 448 amino acids. The record is from RefSeq and is a predicted model, not a curated record.